Messenger RNA from Penicillium lagena, 630 nucleotides. RefSeq lists its product as uncharacterized. The record is from RefSeq and is a predicted model, not a curated record. Lineage: Eukaryota; Fungi; Ascomycota; Eurotiomycetes; Eurotiales; Aspergillaceae. The coding region runs from base 1 to 630 and encodes 209 amino acids. The transcript is spliced from 3 exons.
AUGCUCAGGGGCAAUUAUGUCGGCGGCGUCGUGGAUAACAACGAAUCAAAAGGAUUGAGCUGCUUGACUCAGAUGCAACUCCACGAUUUCAAGACCCAGUUCCAGCGCUGGCUCGCUGCCGAGUCCCAGCUGCUCAUGGGGCUGUCUGAAGAGUCAAUCCGCCAGGGCCGAGAACACACCAUCUAUGUCGUCGGGUUCUGUAUCUGGGAUAUCCGGCGCCUCGUCUCAGAGAGCUACGGCGAGGCAACUAGCUCGGUUGACCGUCACAUUACCACGCUCGUGUACCAGCUGGAUCUGCUGUAUGAGCAACGCAGCUCGGUGCACCUCAAGGCCAUUUUGACGCAGACGGUCGACGUGACUUUCCUUCCCGCGCUCAAAUCCGUGGUGGGUGAUUAUUACCAAGACGAAGUGAGUAACCUAGAGCAUUGGAACCAGAAGCUGCGUGGAAGGCUGCCGGUUGGGGCCCGACGAGACUACCAGCUCUACGUGGUGGGUAUCGAGGCAGAGAACGGGUUAGGGAAGGGCCAGGACCCGGAGUGGGAGAAUAUCGUUGACCUCUGUGUCGAAACCGGAGUGCAGGUCAUGAUGUCAAAGGUGAAGAAGCCGUGUGAGGACCCUCACAGGAACUAG